CUCUUAAAAUUUACAAACAGACAAACAAAGCUUGUCUAUAAGACAGUUUAGAAAUUGCAGGUUCAUUGACCUUUUCUCAUUACACUUACCAAAUCUUCACUCAUACAUCUCGUUGCAAGAUGGGAAUGUUAUUACUAUGAAUGCUGAGAUGCUUUCUCGAUCAGCGUUUAUACUAGGUGGACUGGUAACUGCAUUAUUGUCUGUGCUCCACUUGGACUGGAGUUCAAAAUGGAGAAUGUACAGACCUUGCAGAGAGUAUAUCGUGAAUGAUUUAACACACUCAUGGCAUGGUUACAAGAUGCCAUGCAAAGUAGCCACACAUGUUCAUGUUCUACCCUUGUUAGGAUUCACGGAGCCUCCUUAUCCGCUCUUCAUCCAUACGUUCUUUCUUCCUCACCGGAGCCCAUUAGCUCCUCCGUCCUCUACUAUUUACCGUCCAUCAAUGGUAUGCUCCAUUUCCCUCAGUGGACCUACACAUUCACUGAGUGGUAGUCCUCAGUAUAGACUUCCCAGUCUCCUUACUGGAGCACUUUUUGUACUGUUUCCACAGAGUCUUUGCUUUGUCUCACCCAAGGGUCUCCUUUAUGGUCUUUGAAAACUCUACCGAGUGCGUAAUAGGCAACCCCUUGGACCAAAGCAACUCCAGCCAGAACUCCAAUGGCAAUCAUCCCAAUGUUUGAGCACAUACCAUCAACUCCUCCAGAGGGGAAUUCAGAUCCUGGACCAGCUUUGGGAGAAGCAGGAUCAGAGGAAGU
This is a messenger RNA of Theileria equi strain WA, 755 nucleotides long. RefSeq names its product signal peptide containing protein. The coding region runs from base 137 to 595 and encodes 152 amino acids. NCBI's taxonomy places the organism in Eukaryota, Apicomplexa, Aconoidasida, Piroplasmida, Theileriidae. The transcript has a single exon. The record is from RefSeq and is a predicted model, not a curated record.